This is a messenger RNA of Acaulospora morrowiae, 2054 nucleotides long. The record is from the annotation of a GenBank genome assembly. NCBI's taxonomy places the organism in Eukaryota, Fungi, Glomeromycota, Glomeromycetes, Diversisporales, Acaulosporaceae.
UAGCUCCUAAGACUGUUAAACAACAGACAAGCCCGAAGGUUAUCUAUGUGUUUUUUGUAGCUCACCCCAUCCUAAAAAUCUCUAUCACGCCACUUAAAGAGAAAAUAAACGACCAAAUUAAAAACAAAAAAGAAUUGGCGAAUAAUAUUAUCGUCUAUCGUAGCCGCGAUGAUUUUAAACAAAUAGAAGAGAUUGGUAGAGGAAAUUUUGGAACAGUAUUUAAGGCUCAAUGGCGUCACCGCAGAACAACCGUAGCAUUAAAACAGUUGAAUAAACUCGUACUGAAUGAUCAUGCACUUGAAGCAUUCUUAGACGAGAUAGUCUUAAAUAUCAAGGUUUCUAAUUAUGAAUACAUUAAUGCAUGCCAUGGAAUAUGUAUUGAUCCUCUCAAUAAUGCGUCAUUUUCAAUGGUUCUUCAGUAUGCUGAGGGUGAAAUAUCAAAAUCUGCCGAACAAUAUGGAUGCCUAGCCUUUAUUGAGCCCCAGUGUUUCAACAACAUAUCGUAUGCUUGUGAUGUUAAGUCGGAUAUAUAUGGCUUAGGCGUAAUAUUAUGGGAAAUUUCUAGUUGUCUCCCACCCUUUAAUUCUUUUAGUUCCUUAAACAAAGAUAUUAUCAAACUCAAAAUUCUUCAGGGAGUUCGUGAGCAGAUCGUACCUGGAACCCCAAAAGAAUAUUAUAUGUUAUAUCAGAGUUGUUGGGAUCUUGAGCCAAGUAAACGCCCAAAAGCCACUGAGGUUUUAGACCGAUUAAAAGACAUAAACAUGGGCGACGCCUAUAUCAAUAGGAAUAAAAAAAAUAUUGAUAAAUGCAACGAAUUCAUUGAUAAUAUCUCAACAAAUUCUUACAGUACCGACAAUGUAAGCGAUACGAGCUCUUCAUCUCAAAUAGAAUGUAUCCAUACAUCAGUGGAAGGAACCAAUUUGGAAAAUAAAACGUAUAAUAGCCCACUUACUAAUAGGGUCAUAAUACCUUUACAAAAGUUUCAUGAAUUUGAUUUUGAAGAUUGUGAUCUAAGUUUUAACCUUUCGAUUAAUGAGGAGUUACCAUGCUAUUCAAUUAGAAGUUUGACAUCAGCCAAUAAUAUUUCAGGACUAGAAGAGGCUGCUAAAUUGAAAAUAGAUGAUUCAGACGAUUUAACCAAAAAAAGACGGAAAAAUAAACAAAGUAAUAACGAAGAGGAAAUUUCCAAUGGAGAGCGAAGAAAAUCGUUAGUUUUUAUUCAGCAAAGAGGAAAGGAAAGUGGAGAAAAAAGUGACAUCAAAGAGGAAAAUUCUGAUGAGGAACUAAGCAAUUCAUCAGUUUCUAAUAAGCAAAAAGGACAGGAAAAUAAAGAACAAAGUGAUAACGAAGAGGAAAGUUCUGACGAGGAACGAAAAGAAUCAUUAGUUUCUAUUAAACAAGAUUGGGAAAAAAAGAAAAACAAACGAUUAUUGAAUGAAGCUUUAAGUUUAUAUGCAGAACAGUAUGAAAAAGGAACCGAAAGUGCGGUUAAUCGAUUUAUGCGAUGGUGUGCCACAAAUCGUCAUCAAUCUGAAUAUAUAUUUAACUUAUUGAUCAACAAUCAACAUUCGCCUUAUUCAAAGUGUCUAAUUGGUGAAUUCUAUAAAUUAGGAUUUGGAAUUCCCGAAGAUAAAAAGGAGGCAUUUAAUCGUUUUGUGGAUGUUGGCGAUGAAGAUAAUGGUCUCGGCUAUUUUAAUAUGGCCCUAUGUUAUCAGAAUGGUAUUGGUGUUUCUCAAGAUUACAGAAAAGCGUUCGAGUAUUUUGAAAAGUCAGUCACAUGUGAAUCAUUAGCAGGAAAAGUAGCGUUAGCUAGAUAUUAUAAAAAAGGGAUUUGUGUACAUAAAGAUUCGCGUGUGACCUUUUGUCUUUAUUUAGAGGCCGCUAAUAAAGGAUACUUUCCGGCAAUAAUAGCUGUCGAAAAAUGUUACUCUCAUGGAAUUGGAACAGAAAAGGACAAAAAUGAGGCGAAGAAAUGGUCCGUUAGAGCCGCAAUGGAAAAUUCUGAAAAUGUGUCCGAAGUGGCUGAUAAAAACAAUUGGUGUGUAUAUACGUAA